This is a messenger RNA of Gigantopelta aegis, 516 nucleotides long. RefSeq lists its product as uncharacterized. NCBI's taxonomy places the organism in Eukaryota, Metazoa, Mollusca, Gastropoda, Neomphalida, Peltospiridae. The record is from RefSeq and is a predicted model, not a curated record. The transcript has a single exon. Bases 1 to 516 code for a protein of 171 amino acids.
AUGAGACUGUAUCGUACUGAUCAAGGGGUACAAACUCUAGUUAGACGUGCCGCCAGUUUGCCUUUGCUGCCUAUCGAUCAUGUUCAAGAUGUGUGGAUAGACAUUAUGAAUGAGCAACCUGAUCACCUGCCCCAUGUAACUGAAUUUACAGACUAUGUGACAACAACGUGGGUUGAUGAUGACUCCUUGUUCAAGGUAGCUAUGUGGAACCAGCAUGGCAACAUUGGUCCUAGAACCAAUAACCACCUUGAAGGGUGGCAUUCCAAGCUGAACCGUUCUCUUACAAAUGCUCACCCUAACAUUUAUGAGUUCAUAAAUAAACUGAAGGACGUUGAAGAGAAAACCAGAAGGACAUUGAUCCAACUUGACCAUGGGGCAGCUCCAGUACCACGAAAGCGGGUGUAUCGUGAUAUUGAUGCACGCCUUAUGAGGCUGAAGAAUCAACUUCAACAAGGCCGCAAAACUCCUUUAGAGUUUUUAGACGCUGCCAGCCACUUGCUAAAAUUGCAGUUGUAA